AUAUGAAACUAAUCAAAUCCGCAAUAUCCGGACAACAUAGUAAAGAUGUCUGCCAAGUGACACCAGAAUUUUUUGUUAAUUCACAGCAAGACAAAGACUAUAUUCUUCAUUGAGAGCAAUGUAUCCUCGCCAUAAUUACCACUUCCUGGAGAGGGCGGGUCCAUAUUCUAGUGGUAGAGAGCCUUACCCUCCAGUUCCAGGAGUUCAUCCCUCUCCUCCUCCACCACACCCCCCAUCAUUCCCUCCCUUUGAUCCUCCUCCUCCUCCUCCUUUACCUUACGAUGAUGAACCCCCUCCUCCUCCUCCUCCUCCUCCCCCUCCUCGUGAAGAUGUAACGACUCUCUUUCAUUCUUACUCUACAGCCGGUCCUCCUCCUCCUCAUUCACUUAAUGUCCCCACUCAACCACAGCCGCUGUUCAAUGAGACUCCUGGUUCCUCUGCAUACUACAACAGGUCCUCUUCCUUCACCAGUAGAGAUCAUUAUGUAGGCGGUCAAGGACCUCAUCUAACAUAUGGUAAUUAUGAGUCUAGAAUUGAUAUUAGUGUCCAUCAGGGAGGUAGAGGUGAGUCUCAUUUUCCUCCUGAGACAAAUCCUUCACCUCAUUCCUCUUAUCCUGGUGGCUACCACACUGAUCAUCAUCAUCAUCACCUCCCUCAGUCUAAUUUCCCUCAAUGGAGAGAACGCUCUCCUCCUGAGACUCGCCGUAUACCACAGUCUUGGUCCGGAGACCACGUUUCUUCCUCCUCUUUCCCUCCUCCUCCUCAUCCUUCCCAUUCAGUUCAACCUGUUCCUCAUGCUCAGUGCCCUCCUCCAUUGUUUCCUGUUGAGAGUCUCAAGAAGAUUGUACCAGCUGAAACUAUAUUUGAUAUGUCUAGAAGGAAAGUAAGACCAUCUCAUGUAAGUGAAUCCGCAGUAUUUCUUAAUAUGGCAGUCGGUAAUUAAUAAGAUCAGCUCUAU
Amphimedon queenslandica is the source of this 958-nucleotide messenger RNA. Its product is annotated as leucine-rich repeat extensin-like protein 3. The transcript is spliced from 4 exons. Bases 119 to 943 code for a protein of 274 amino acids. Lineage: Eukaryota; Metazoa; Porifera; Demospongiae; Haplosclerida; Niphatidae. The record is from RefSeq and is a predicted model, not a curated record.